CUCACUGACACGCACACUGUACAGACUGUACCUCUCUCUCUCACUCACUCACUCACACAUUUACUCACUCACUCACUCACUCACUCCCAGCCUGGGCUCUCUGACUAGAGGAUGGAGCAGCAAAAAUAACGGUUUGCCAAGGACGUGAGGCUCCUACUUAAGAUUUUUUUCGCAUAUAUAUCAAACUUUUUUUUCCAUCUCUUGCCAGUCCGUUUUUUUUCAAAGAAAUUGAACUCAGCUUUUUUUUGACAAAUUAAUUAUUCUCACCCCCUCCCCCUAGUGUGUAAGAUUCUCUGACCUUUUAACUUCAUCCUGGACCGCAGGAGAACUCAACCGAGAGAAAUAAAGCUGCUGUUUUAUUGACUUUUUCAAAACUGGAGAACCAGAGACUUUGUGAGGGAGAGAGAGAGAAGUUGAAAGAAUUCCUCGGGACUGCGAUGAAGUGAAGGUGUGUUGAUCCUCGGCAGAAGCAGCUUUAGCGCCUGGACUACAGCUGCAACCAGAAGGGAGUCAUUGAACUGCACAGGACUUGAGAAUCAAGGUUAAACAAUAGCAACAAAAAGUGCCUUUCCUCUUUAUAUUUUUUCUUUUAUUGUAAAUAUUUAACUUGUUGAUUCUUUUCGCGUGACGGUCACAAGCUGCAGCUGAUUCUUUCUCUUGUUUCCCUGGCCCUCACAACCCACCCACUCUCUCUCGCUCUCUCUCUUCAACUUUGCAACUGCCCAGCUUUGAAAAUGCACUACUCCAUUUUCACUGUUUUUCUCACGCUGGAUUUCGCAAUGAUCGCCGCUUGCUUGUCGACCUGCAACACCCUCGACAUGGAGCAGUUCAUGAAGAAGCGGAUCGAGGCGAUCCGUGGGCAAAUCCUCAGCAAACUGAAACUCACCAACCCCCCGGAAACUUACCCGGAGCCGGAGGAGGUCUCGAGCGAGGUGAUCGCGAUUUACAACAGCACGAGGGAUUUGCUUCUUGAGAAAGCGAACGAGAGGGCAGCCACUUGUGAACGGGAGAGGAGCGAAGAGGAGUACUACGCCAAAGAAGUUUACAAGAUUGACAUGAACCCAUUUAGCUAUCCUGAAAAUGUCAUCCCGUCCCAACAAUAUAACCCAUACUUCAGACGUGUGUAUUUAGACGUCACCUCAAUGGAGAAAAAUGUUUCAAACCUGGUGAAGGCAGAGUUCAGAGUGUUUCGUUUACAGAAUCCAAAGGCGAAAGUAGAGGAACAACGAAUAGAACUUUAUCAGAUUCUAAAAUCUAAAGAACCUUCGUCUCCAUCCCAGCGGUAUAUUGACAGUAAAGUAGUACGAACGAGAACAGAAGGUGAAUGGCUUUCCUUUGAUGUCACUGAGACAGUUAAUGAAUGGCUUCUCCAUCGAGACAGAAACCUUGGAUUUAAGAUAAGUCUACAUUGCCCAUGUUGUACAUUCGUGCCUUCAAAUAAUUAUAUUAUACCGAAUAAGAGUGAAGAGCUGGAAGCUAGAUUUGCAGGAAUUUAUGACAACUAUCCAAGAGACUAUUCCAGUGGUGAUAUGAGAAAAAUGAAAAGUAAUGGAAAAACGGCACACCUUCUCCUCAUGCUACUACCAACCUAUAGGCUAGAAUCACAACAAUCUAGUCGACGGAAGAAACGUGCACUGGAUGCUGCAUUUUGUUUUAGAAGCGUACAGGAUAACUGCUGCCUACGCCCACUAUACAUUGAUUUCCGGAGAGACCUGGGGUGGAAAUGGAUUCAUGAACCCAAGGGCUAUCAGGCUAACUUCUGUGCUGGGGCCUGUCCUUACUUGUGGAGUUCAGAUACUCAACACAGCCGGAUACUUAGUCUGUACAACAAUAUAAACCCUGAAGCUUCUGCCUCCCCAUGUUGUGUUUCUCAAGACCUGGAGCCACUCACUAUUCUCUACUUCGUUGGCAAAGUUCCCAAAAUUGAACACCUUUCGAACAUGGUAGUUAAGUCUUGCAAAUGCAGCUAAGAAUGAAUACAACUUCCCUGAAAAUCCCAGGUUCAUCAGUGUUAAACAAAAGAACAAUACAUGGUACUAGUUUGAACUAUUUGGAACAUUUUUUUUUCGUUUAACUACCAACAGAAGCAAAAGGAAAUAAAAUGUACAUUGAAGGCUUUAUUCCUAUCCUUCACCUACUAAUUUAGUGUGAUAGAUGAGACACAGAACCUUUAAAUUUAAAAGACAAAAACACUGGAAAAAUUGUAAGUGUUAAUAUGUGAAAUAAAAAGAGUCCCACUUAGUGGAAAUGCUGUACAGGUCCCGUGCCUUACUUGAUCUCUUGUGUAUUGUUAUGCAAUUGGCAUCCUAUGUAUACUCCUUUGUUAGGGCACCAACAAAGUCAAAUGUAUUACUGAUAUGUUCAUUGUGGGGAUGUGUUAUUGGGUCAAGUGAUGGGAAAUGACAGCAAGCUUUGUAAUGAGCAAGCAAGUGUCCACUUGCUAUCAGUCAUGUAUGGUAUUGGUCAAAGGAAUGCUGAUAAUAAAAAUUUGUACUUAAAAAUGUGCAUAUUACAAAUAAGAAGAAACAUCAGGUGGAGCACUUCAAACCCAAAGGUUAGCAUGUUUAUAGGAGAUGUGUCCAAUGAAGUAGAUGCAUUCCUGGAGAGAAAAGAGAUUGAGUGACAUGGUGAGAGGGUUGAAAGUUGGGAUUGAUUUUUCAAAAAAGGGAUUGACUGUUAGAUUUGAUGCCCUUUCCACUUAUGCCCAAAUAUUUUACUCUCUGGAUUAGCUUCAACAAAUUCAUAAGCACAUUACCUGGAAUUUGUCACCUCUGCUUCUGGAGCAGAGAUUUAUUCGGCAGUGGUGCUGAUUGGAAAAUCAUUCAUAGAGAUUGACAUGGUUGAUUUCAUUUUCCAGCGUAAAUCAAUGACUGUAAUAUCAGGAAUGCCAUAAAUUGAACUCACUACAUUAUGGUAAAUCUUUCUUUCUAAGGCACCUUUGCUGAUAUUUUCCACCAGACAUUGGUUUUCACAAAUUUGUAAGUACAUUUCCAGAUAGUAGAAAUUGUGAAGCUGCACUCCAGCAUAGAUCAGAUAACAGGUUACAGAGGUCAGCAAGCACAAUUUGUGGACUCAUAAUAUUCAAGACAUUAAAAACAGAAAUGCAGCGCCUCAGGCGCAUUGAUCUUUCUGCCAUGUCUUCAAUCUGCACUCCUGCUGAGCCAGACUGCUCAUAAGAAGCAGACUGCUCCAAAUCUGGAGCUGAUACAUUUGUAAAUUUUCAACAAAAAAUUCAGAGAGCAAAAUACAGGGGCUUAUGACCUUUGAUGUCUCUGUUUCUGGAGUUCCAUAUUUCGACUUCAUCUGUAGGAGCAGUUGAGGAAAUACCCCUUUCUCCCAAACACCAUUUAUGAUAAUCUGCUAAAUUAUACUGGCUUUAUCCUCCCUGUAAAUUGAGCAUCAGCCAAUUUACAAAAUUCCCACUCCAAACCUGCUCAUAACUUCUGUUUUUGAAUGACUUGUUUUUUUUUUCUGUUAUCACUUAAUUAUAAGUGAACAGUUAGCAACACAAAAUUGAAAUGUGUACAGUAUUGUUAAAAAUAAAGAAAAUAGCACAA
Molecule: messenger RNA, 3557 nt
Organism: Rhincodon typus (whale shark)
Lineage: Eukaryota; Metazoa; Chordata; Chondrichthyes; Orectolobiformes; Rhincodontidae
Gene: tgfb2
Product: transforming growth factor, beta 2
Exons: 7
Coding region: 735-1970 (411 amino acids)
Biological process (GO): SMAD protein signal transduction; transforming growth factor beta receptor signaling pathway; regulation of cell population proliferation
Cellular component (GO): extracellular region
Molecular function (GO): type II transforming growth factor beta receptor binding; cytokine activity; type III transforming growth factor beta receptor binding
Source: RefSeq, a predicted model, not a curated record